AUGUCAAUCCCAUUGGAAAUUGAUCUAUCUCACUGGACUUCAAAUCAUUUUGAAGAAUUGGAACAAAUUCUUCAUGAUUUAAUUCCACAUUUUAGAUGGUUUCAGAUUCCUUCAAAAAUUUUUUUGAGUAAGGUCGAUCCAUAUGAACCGAUAUUCCCAAGGAAACUUUAUAAAAGCAUCAUUGGUUAUUUUAUGGAUCCAAAUACACCACCUGAUACCUUGGUUUUACCUCAAAGACGUAAUUUAUCUUUUGACUCUCUCCUUAUUGGAAAAGAGCAUUUAAAGAUCAUC
Molecule: messenger RNA, 291 nt
Organism: Funneliformis caledonium
Lineage: Eukaryota; Fungi; Glomeromycota; Glomeromycetes; Glomerales; Glomeraceae
Source: the annotation of a GenBank genome assembly